UCAACUGUCAUUCUAAUUCUAAAUAGUCCUGUCAAUGUGACAGGUGGCCGUUUUAAAAAUUUUAUAUACAAAAAUGUCCAUACAAAUAAGUCCGUGUUAGUUAAUAUGUGUCGCGACAAUUAUGAAUGCUACUGCCGCGGCUGGAGUGGGAUUGGCUUUGAUUGUGCUAGCCUUGCUUCUUAUUAGAUGGAAGUACAGAAGUAGUAAGGUGCCAUCUCCAAGCAGUCCUCCAUGUACAGUUCCCGUGCAGCUUGUUCACAAGCUGUGCCCUCAUCGCAAUGUAGUGCAGCGGUACCAGGUGGAACAGAAGGAUAGCCUGGACGACCAUCUGGACGUGCUCACGAGGAAACUCGCCGAAAAGGAGGGCCGGCUCCGGUUAUCCAAAUCUAAAAUCCGAGAGACCCAGAACGAGAUCGAAAAUCUCCACGCCAUAGAUCAGGACGUGCGAGUCAGGUACAGAGAGAUCAUGGAGUCGCUGCGAGGCGAUCUGCUGGCUAACGAGAAGGAGUGCAAGAAACUGCAGGAACAGAUAGAGUGGGUCUCCAGGAAGCGGGCGGAGUUGCGGGAUGAGGUGCGUCUGGGACAGAAGCUGUACGGAGAAGCUGCUGCGGAAUUAGCCAGCAAUUUAGCGGAAAUACAGAAAGGGCGCUCCGCUGACGUCAAGGUCACCGACAAGCCCCUGGAGCACUCGUCAACGUCCCUCCGCCGGCGGAAGGAGCCCACACUGCCCAGGGCCUCGCCCGUCAGCUCGCUGGCCAUUAAAACGUCGCCGCGCCUCUCACACGAGUCCCUCGCUAUGAGACACAAUUAAUACUUUCAUUCUAUUUAUACACUUGUGUGUGACAUUGUAUUUUUUUUUUUUUACUUUAUAUCAUAUAUUUUUUAUGCUUUUUUAUUUUUGAUAUGUUUCUAUACGAAUAUACUUUUUACAAUAUUUA
Messenger RNA from Danaus plexippus (monarch butterfly), 938 nucleotides. Its product is annotated as GRIP1-associated protein 1-like. The record is from RefSeq and is a predicted model, not a curated record. The transcript is spliced from 4 exons. NCBI's taxonomy places the organism in Eukaryota, Metazoa, Arthropoda, Insecta, Lepidoptera, Nymphalidae. The coding region runs from base 122 to 811 and encodes 229 amino acids.